Molecule: messenger RNA, 345 nt
Organism: Lactuca sativa (garden lettuce)
Lineage: Eukaryota; Viridiplantae; Streptophyta; Magnoliopsida; Asterales; Asteraceae
Molecular function (GO): zinc ion binding; nucleic acid binding
Source: RefSeq, a predicted model, not a curated record
AUGACAUAUCAUAUGAGCAAGGAGGAGAUCACCUUGAGCAAACUUCAAGGUUUGUUGAGAACCACUGAAAGUGGAUUGAAAGGCAAAAGUGUUGAGUCCACUCCUGCUGCUUCUGCCCAAGUCCUAGCUAUUGGACAUGGAAAAGGGAAAAAUAUGAAAUCUCCCUCUAAGAACCACAAGGGAAAGUCCCAUGAUGGAUCUUCUUCCAAUGGAUCCAAAGGUAAAACCGGUUCUGCCACUCCCUUAUCUGAUCCUAAAGAAACAACGUGCUUUUACUGUCAUGAGACAGGGCAUUGGAAACGAAGCUUCCCGAAAUACUUGCAGGACAUCAAAGAUGGGAGAUAA